UCACAAGCCUACGACGAACGCUGUGGAGAACAAUGCCUGAUUUUUUUGUCAGCCUGAAAAGCAGCGAGGAAAAACUUGAAUUUCGUCUGUAAAACAUAUCUAAUCGGAACCAAGCCACUGAAAAAGUCGUAGUUUAGGCUAAAUAAACGAGAAAUCAACGAGUGAAACUAAUUUCUAUCUGUGGACAGAACGCCCCCGCACCUAUUUUUGUGCUGAGGAACAAGCGAAGCAGCGACGCACAAUUCAGAAAUUUGCAAACCGGUUUUCGGCGCAGAAACACCCACUCGAUCGUCCAAGAGUCAAGCGGAGAACAGUGAAAACAUACAUUAUAAGGAUCAAUUUAUAAAAGCAAAGCCGCAACAAUCAUGAACACUGGAAUCUCCUUAAACGAGCGCUUUACGCAGAUGCAGUCAAAGCAGCCGCCACAGGGACGCGGUCGCAGCCGCUCCAGGAGCAGGAGUCGCCGCAUUGUGAGCAGCGGAGCCGGAAAUCAAGGAAUGUCCGCGGUCAACUCUAGGCUGCUGAAUGAAUUCAAGAGGCUCCACACCGUUCAGACGGCCCUCAAACUGAAGCGCGUACGUGUUUCCUAAAAACCGAAUAAUGCAACCAGGCAUCGGAAAGCGACCUGAUCCGUAGGACAGGUUUAUGUCUGACAGGCUUGGAUUACCCGGAGGAGAGGGGUCGGACUAUGCUGUCGAGAAAAGUGCGCCUUCUGCGUGGUACAUAAAAACCCUACAGACUCUCAGACUCUCUCUCUAUCCCUUGAUCUUGAACUCCAACACUGCAGCAGCGUACUGACACCAAAACUUCCACACAACCUUAUGCCUCCUUACAGAGAAGCUUACGGACCACCGCAGUCAGCGGUCGUGGACCACGCGUCGCCGGCGUCAAGUCGCUGCGACUGGCGCCCAACGGGAAGCCCAUACGGUCCAACAACGUGACCAGGGUAGCAACGUAAGCAUCUUGCCUAUAAUCGCGCUCAACUAUCAAUCCACUGCAACAUCUCUGUACUUCUUCGUUAAUCGCUCAGGAUGCGUGCCGAUCUAGUGGCAAGCGGCAAUGCCGCACGCAAUCGCCGCAGCGGCAGCAGCAUGCGCAAUGUCCCCGCCACUAACGGUGGUGGAGGCGGACUUCGGCAGCGGCUAGGACAGCGCCGCCCUUCUGUGGGCGGUGCCGCCGAGCGCGUUGAGCGUCGUCAGCGACAGCAGCAGCAAGCCCCACGAGGACGUUCCCGCUCUCAGUCCCGUUCGCGCCACCCGCAAAUACAGCGUGUGGACAGAGCACGUUCCCAAAGCCGUGGACGCAGCAUUGGGCGUUCCCAGAGCCGCAAUCGCGAUCGCUCCGCCCAGGGCCGAGUUCCAGUGAAACAGCGGCUUUCAGUCAAGCACCGCCUUGGCGUGCGAACCGGCCAGAGAAACAACCAGGCCAAGAUCCCACCGCAGCGCCGGGCACCAAGCCAAAUUCGAGGUGUGGCAGGCGGACGGGUCGAGAAGCGUCGUAGUGCUCAGAUUUCCCAAAAGAAGGGAGUUUCCGCCUCGAUUGCCGGACGUCAAGGACGACCACGUAGAAGAUCUGUUGCAAGAAACGCUGCUUCUAGCAGUGGGGCAGUUAACAAUUCUGCUUCUGCUCGUCGCUCACGCUCGCGCAAUCGUGCUGCCGCCGUCGCUGCUGCCGCUAUCGCCGCUACUGUUCAGGGCCGGGCUAAUCCUCGCCAGAGACGCGGACGCAGUGCAGGCGCUGCCAAGGGCAAGAUCAUCAGAAAUGGUAAAGCUGACAAAAACGCGAAGGUCAAGGCGACAAACGGUGUCAAAAGUGGCCCGCAGCAACAGGUUCGACGGGGACGCAGUCGUAGUCGUAAGCCUACAGGUAAAAGCGAGACAAGUGGCCAGGAGACAAACCGGACUGGAUCUGGAAAUAGGCACUUGAAACUCAAAAUUGACAUAUUUUUGUCUCUACUUUCUACUUACACUCUUGAUUAACAUGUUUUCUCUGUUUAAUAGGCAAACCACAGCGUCCAGAGGUUAAGCGCGAGGAUCUUGACAUGGAACUGGAUCAGUAUAUGUCCACCACUAAGUCGGAGAUGGACUACUUGCUGAAGUAAACACAAGUAGAUUGGACCACAAACUAUUGAAUUAAAAACAAUUGAAUGAACAGAAUGUAACAACCACCGGCUAUAGGCAGAUGUUUCUCUCGUUGCACUAAGUUACCGCCUAGUUUUAAAAUAUUUCUAAGUUUUAAACCAUGUUAAAAGCGUCCAAAAAGAGCGCUUAGGCAUAGAGAUGUUCUCGUGUAUAUAUGGCAAGUUCUAAUAUAAUAAGUAAAUAUGGUCGAGAAUUGUAUAGUUCAUGAAUGAUAUUGUUAAUCGCAAUUCCGAAAUACAAACUAUUCAUUGCUCAACUC
Drosophila melanogaster (fruit fly) is the source of this 2400-nucleotide messenger RNA. RefSeq lists its product as uncharacterized. Lineage: Eukaryota; Metazoa; Arthropoda; Insecta; Diptera; Drosophilidae. Bases 1032 to 1979 code for a protein of 315 amino acids. The record is from RefSeq and is marked reviewed. The transcript is spliced from 3 exons.